GGUCAUGAGAGAUAGGGAGCGGGAGCGAGAAAGAUAGAGGGGAAGGCGGGAGCGGGAGCGUGGCGUAGAUUCAGAGAGAGAAAACAAUAGAAAUAGAAGAUUAUUAUAACUACAAUGAUGGUGAUCGUGACAGGAACAAUGAUUACAAAUACCAUAGACAUGAAGAAACUUAGAAGAUUAAAAGGGAGGAGGUUGACGAAGAGGCAUAUCAAGACAAAAGUGCCUUGCAAGUUGAGGAGGACGAUGAAGAAGAAGAUUUGAACAGAAUAAAGGAAGAGAGUAGAAGACGUAUUCAAGCCAUUCUUGAAAAGUACAAGACUAAGCUAAUGCAGCAGCAGCAGCAGCAGCCACUGCCACCUCAGUUAGGGGAUGAAGGUAAAGAGAAUGUGGAAGAGUCUGUAGGUGCAGCUAAUGUAAACUCACGCGAUCUUGACGGUGAAGGAGAAGGGUCUGAUACUAACAUUGGUGACACGCCGUUUUUGGUUAGGAGAUUGCCACCACAAAAUGGCAAUUCUGGCGUUCAGAGGGCAUCUGGUGCUGGUGGUCUGGGAGAGGGUACCCCAAAGAGUGAGAGAUCAAACGGGGAUGAUAUAUUUGGAGAAUCUACACCUAGAGCACGUGAAAUGAAUGAGAGAUCAAAUGACAUGUUCUCUGAUGAUAUAUUCGGAGAAUCACCAGCUGGAGUGCGAAUAUCUGGAAAGGGUGACGGUUUGACCGUUCAGAGAAGUGGUCUUCAGGAUAACUGGGAUGAUCGGUUUAGUUAUGCACUUAAUAUUAAGUGAUGAUCGGUUUUAUCGAUUUAUUUGGUUUAAACAGGUGUAAAGCUGGUUUAGAGGAGUUGGUGAUACUGAAGAAAUUAGUCGGUGCUGAUUUGGAGGACAUGCGUCAUUGCGUUCGGUUUCUUUCCAGUUUCAAGCACCGGAAUCAUCUUUGUUUAGUUUUUGAAUCUCUUCAUAUGAAUCUUCAUGAAGUGUUAAAGAAGUUUGGUCGUAAUAUUGGUCUGAAAUUAACUGCUGUACGGGCCUAUGGUAAACAGCUUUUCAUUGCUCUAAAACAUCUUAGAAACUGUGGAGUCCUUCAUACAGACAUCAAGCUUGAUAACAUGUUGGUCAAUGACGCCAAAAAUGUUCUAAAGCUUUGUGACUUUGGGAAUGCUAUGUUUGCUGGGAAAAACGAGAUCACACCGUACCUCGUGAGUCGGUUUUAUCGUGCCCCUGAAAUAUGUAAGCACUAUAAUUAUGAUAAUUUAUCAUAGAGUAAAGUACUCGGAUGGUCCCUGUGGUUGACCAAAAUUGUGGAUUUUGUCCCUAGCUUUCCAAAACUACACAAAUGGUCCCUGUGGUUUACGUUUUGUAACACAUAUAGUCUCCAAAAGUACAUGGAUGGUCCCUGUGGUUUGCACUUUUUAACACAUUUAGUCCAUAACUUAGUCCUGCUGAAACCUUUAGAUUUGUUAGCUGGGGAGUAAAUGUGUUACAAAGGGCAAGCCACGGGGACCAUUCGUGUACUUUUCAAAAGCUGGGGACCAAAUCAAAAAUUUUGGUUAAUCACAGGCUUUAUAAAUAGUUUUCGAAAUGAGCCGAUCUUGAGUUCUCGAAAGUUGAAGGAGCCGGACUUGAGCUUGGCUUCUUAACACCUUUAUUGGCUACUUACUUGAGCUCCUGUAAGUUUAUUGUCCCAGCUAAGAACACCAUAGGUUAGGAAAGGUGAUACAUCAGGAGGGGAAAGUGAUCCUAAUGACCAUAGUUGUUGGAUGAGACCAGAAGACAUCGACUACGAACGACCUGUGACCGAAUGCUCAAGACAUCGACUACAUCCUAUGCGUUCAUGACAAAAAGAAUGCUGAUAAGUUGAAGCAAUCUCUUCCUCUUGACUACAGAAAUGACCCGAAUUUGUAAUAAAAAGUCGGGACUGCUACGCAAAAACGCGGUAUUUUACGUCUAUUUGACAUUUUUUUCUUCAUACUGUGUUUAAUGCAGGUUUGAGCAUGCAAGACCUUUAAGCUGUAUCUUUCAAAGAUUCGAAGACCUUUAAGUUAUUGUUAUGUGGUUAGUUAAUGAUUGUUUUGUUUGCUAUAAGGGAUAUUGUAGUGUUUAAUUUUAAAUUUUUUAUUAUACUUGGUUGACGUUAAUGUUAAUUUAAUUUGGAUGUAUGGAUGUUAAUCUUAAA
Molecule: messenger RNA, 2169 nt
Organism: Helianthus annuus (common sunflower)
Lineage: Eukaryota; Viridiplantae; Streptophyta; Magnoliopsida; Asterales; Asteraceae
Product: serine/threonine-protein kinase prp4-like
Exons: 7
Coding region: 327-782 (151 amino acids)
Biological process (GO): peptidyl-threonine phosphorylation; peptidyl-serine phosphorylation
Molecular function (GO): ATP binding; protein serine/threonine kinase activity
Source: RefSeq, a predicted model, not a curated record